AACUAAAUUGCACUGGAACACUAAUUACAGAACAUUAAUUAUAUGCCGUGCAGUAUUGAGUAAAGCAAAAUCAUAAACAUUUAGUUCGAUGUUGGCAUUUUCGCUUUGUCAAUAACAUAUACAGUCAUGUAUAAUUAUACAAUUAUGAAAAAUGUUUGAUAAUAACUAUCAUAUAGAGCACCUAAUACUGUACUGUGAUAGAGUAGCUUUAAUACAAUAUACAAUUUAGAGUGAGCCACUGGUGGAAAUUCAACAUUGUCAUGGCAAGGAUAAUUUAAUCCACGGAGCAGCUAAUGGUUGACGAAUCUAUAUUUAUGUAAACUAUUACUAUACUGAGUGCUCACUAACCUCUGAAAAUGUUUGUUUCUAACAGAAAUGGAAGUAUCAUAGUAGAUUUUGUAAUAAUGUUUGAUAUGGAAUCUCGCAUUACGACUAAACAAGUCACCGACAUAAUCAAUGCUACAAUAGAUCACUGUAGUAACGAGGCAAACUGUUACAAUAUGACUUUCUCGGCGAUAGAAACAUUCACGAUGUGCGGUGCAUAUUUCUGCAAUAAUAAAACAACAACGGCAUGCCGCAAUAUUGGAAAUGGAGUGACACAUUGUCAAUGUAAUGAGGGACUUGGAAGAUACAGCAAUACUAGCAACAAUUGCAUUGCAUGUCCAAAUAUCCUGGAAGGCGACAUAUGUGAAGGAUGUCCGUUUGGCUAUAGUGGUCAAGACUGCAAAGAUUUUUAUGUGCUGAUAUUGCUGAUACUGGGUAUCCUCACUGGUGUCGUGAUUAUUAUCACCGCUGCCAUAACGGCAAGGGCCAUCUAUUACAGAAAACGCCUAUCCAAGGGGCAGAAAAAUAAAAAUAUGCUGGAGCUCAGUGACUAUAUGGAGUACAAUCAAUCGAAGGGCUCACGAAAUGGAAUAUCAGGAUUCUCGAAUGAGCUGUGCUCCAAGGAGGACGCCUACCUUCCUUUUGUCUUCACACCAGUUGCCCUGAGCGAGCCCCUGAAGCGCAUCCCCAGGAUCCAGCUGAAGGACUCUUCAGUGGGCACAAAUUCAACAUCGGCAUCUCCCGUGCCUGAUAUUAGCAAGGUACCACAGAACAAGGGUGAAAGAGAUGACGUGGCAUCCAUCUACACGCCCGAUGGAUCGUCCACCUACUAUUAGGCUAAUGGCAGCAAUUCAGCAGCAUCGGGCAAGAAUUCCAAGUUCUGCUUUAACGGGUGAUAAAAAAAAUCACAAAUUUCAGAGGCAAACUGGCACUGUCCAAAGACAAUUCUGGAUAAACAAAAAUAGCCCUGAUAAUCUAUGUAACUCAAUUGUUGUCGUUGCAAAUUGAAACAGCAACUUCUCGUUUGCUAAACACAACAUAUCUCAAGUUCAGGUAAAGGUGAAUAACGUUUUAAAACAUUAAAUGCAGUACAAAACAAUACGUGGCCAGAAUUAUUCACGCAGUGAGCAGUUUGACGUGGCACAGCCACCCAAACAAAUAGGAGACAAUCUUACUACAGUACAACAUAAAACAUCUCAUUCUGAACUACAACCCUUUAUCGACAUUCAUCUAAAAAACUAUAUGAAACAGAAAACAUUUGUCGAAACAUUCCUUAUUUUUGCUCUAUUUCAAAUUCAGCACAAACAUUGUACUGCACUUUGUUUUUGCGACAAGAGUAGUGAGUGAAAAGUAACUGGUUAAUUUUAAGUACAGUGAAACAUGACUGAACUCCUGCAUUAAGGGAAUCUUCUGCUGCCUCGUCCGAGUGAUCCAUUGCCCCUCCAUGCACGUGAGAGGACUCGACUACGUAGUUACCAAAGAGGCUUUUAUUGCAGCCAAUAACGACGCAUAUGCAUAGAGUGAGGGGAAAAAAGUAUUUUUUUGUUAUUCUGUCUCACUGUUCAAAUAAACCUACCAUUAAAAUUAUAGACUUAUAAUUUCUUUGCCAGUGGGAAAACGUACAAAAUCAGCAGGGGAUCAAAUACUUUUUCCCUCACUGUAUGCAUAUGGGUUCCCGAUAUGCUGGACUUUAUCCAUUAUGUACCCAUCCCAACGUGCCUUCUCGAACCUUCUCAACGGAUUCUUACCCCUUAACCAAAUUUAACCCCGGAUUCCCCCAAUGGGUCUCUAACCAACCCUCCCCUUUGUGCUUGCAAUUUCCUGGGCUUUGAACCAUUCAAACCACUCCACCAAAUCAGCGCAUCCCCUCGCGCUUCACAAAUCCAGUUCGCAUACUUGCUCGCUUCCACACGGUGUUCGGCCAAAGGCUUCGUCGGUGUGUGCUGGACGCAACUGUUGUACAUGCACACAUCUCCACCCCGAGAGCAUCGUUCGGUCAUGCAUGCAUGUCAAAAUCGCGACGUGACCAGUGCAAUCGAAAUGAAAACGCACACAAACGUGGAUAAAUCCUCUUGUUAACACACACACACGUGACGCACGAAGAGCACGUACAUUUCUUACGCACAGUGAUUCCAUGCUCAACUUUGAAGAAGGCUGAAGUACAAGCCAGUCACGCCUGGUUUUUGGUCCUGAGGAGCCAGUGGGGGUGGGGAAUUAAUAAUAAAGUAAUACCCCGAUUUACAUCUCUCCCUUUUACAUCGUUUCACAAAUACAUCAUCACUUAAUGAAUACCGCGACCUGAUUUGCGUCGCCUUGACCCACACGUCGCCGACAGUAUCAUCCGUCUGCCCUAGUAUCCGUCAACUUUGCCCCCACUCACCCUGUAAAUUGCUUUGAUUUACGUCGUUUCGAUAUUCGUCAUGACACCUUUCAGGAACGCAUCCUCCGACGUAACUCGUGGUAUGAACUGUACUUAACUGCACAUUAACAAGUUUAUAAAGCAAGUGUCAAUUCACGCUUCACACGACACUAAUGUACAAUUUUGCAAAGGCACCUGCUCAUAACUGAUACUAAAUAUGGUACUCCCCGAUGAACAAGUGGGAGCACUGUACAAGAUUGCUCCGAAAGCACACCUGUCAACCCCUUAUCAGUGCCAUACCUUAUUAUGGACCAAUUUAGACCUUAUUGGUCACCCCAUUCCCUUAUAAAUCUCAACGUUCAUCCUACAAAGUCCUAUCACAAGGGAGAAACACAAAUAGACGCUUUUAUGCCCGUAAUGAAACGGCCGUAUGCCAUGUGGGCCCGAAAACUCAAUUUCCCUGUACAAGAAUACGGGUGAACCGUAUGGGUUUACAUGGUAUGCGAAAGGAGCAGCUCCAACCACCUGCAGUGAAGCCAUUGAACUGCGCUCCACAUUAACGUGGCAGUUCGGGAGCACCUUGCGCAUUAUUGGGUUUGGUCUGGACAAUGCAGUAGGCCGGCGAUGCUGGGGCCCAGCUGUGCCCUUCUGUCCAUGCGCUUGUCAAUUACGAUACCCAUCUUCACCAUCGCUCUCGAACUUCUCUGCCCCAACAAUAUAUUGGCCCACCGACUGCUGCUCGUUCUCAUUGCCAUCUGAAUUUAACGUGUGAAAAGCACGUUUUAUUUAAUUAACAUUUUCUGAUUGAUGUGAUCAGCAACGUAAUUACUCUUUUGGUUCUUUCGGUAAAGUCACGUAGAAAGAAAUUAAAUAAUAGAAUACGACGUUUCGAUUGCAACACAA
Molecule: messenger RNA, 3586 nt
Organism: Petromyzon marinus (sea lamprey)
Lineage: Eukaryota; Metazoa; Chordata; Hyperoartia; Petromyzontiformes; Petromyzontidae
Source: RefSeq, a predicted model, not a curated record